CGAAAGGCAAGCCCGAUGUGAUGACUCAUCACAUAUUUCGAAGCUCCAGGCCGGUACAGCCCUGAUAGCAACCCUUCAAAGCAGGCUCUCGCGUCCUCCAAGUCGUGAAUGUCUGAACAUGUUGACCGGGAACUGGGAAUAUGAAGAGCCCGAAGGGGCUCGAUGAACGAACUUAUCCCAAAUCCUCUUCGUAGCUUGCUCUCUUACUCGAUGGAAUACCCUGUUGGUCUGCCCGCGCAGUCUCCCCUGCUGACUAUCACUCAUCCCAAGGACACGCUUUGGGUUAUUGAAUUGCACAAUGGGGCCGACAACCGCUUGACUCCCGACUUUGUGCAAUUGGCCAUCAAGCCUGCAUUGGAUGUUGUCGAACGUCAUUGGCGGGAACAGUGGCGCGCCGUACCCAAUGACGCCAAGGACAAAUCGGGAGGGAAUGGUGCACUUGUGAUAGUCGGAGGCAGGAACCAGGACAAGUUCUUCAGUAACGGUCUGAAUUUGUCCUUGGUGCCGCUCAACGGCAUCUUUUUUUCAGUUCCCACUAUCGCAGCUAUUAACGGACACUGCUUCGCUGGCGGAUUCAUGCUCAGCCUCGCUUGUGAUUAUCGCGUAAUGACUGAUGGGAGCCAACGGAAUGCAUGGGUGUGCAUGAAUGAGGUCGACUUUGGUGCACCAUGGCCUCACUCAUUCGCAGGAGUGCUAAAUGCCAAGAUCUGUGACGGACCGACGAGGCGCAAGAUUGCUCUGGAGGGCCAUCGUUUCACUCCGCCUGAAGCGCUUAAAGCCGGCAUCGUGGAUCAAAUCGUGACUGGCAACACUGCUGCGAUCUUGGAAGCCGCGGAACAGCUGGGAUUGAAGGUUGGCGUCAAAGCACAAGGCGGUGUGUGGGGAUUGAUCAAAAACGAUAUAUACUACGAUGCAUUGGAAGGCUUGAAGAAGGAUCCGAGAGAGAUUAGUCCGUUGGUUGACGACCUUGCUGCAAAGGCGAGAUUGUAGAUCAGCGUCUUCAAAGAGAUUACAUAGACUUUGCCAGUCGAUCUGUCUGUCCUUGACACGAAAUCAUACUUUCCAGAAACAAGACAUGACGAGGGGCAAGGUGGACACCCGAUCUCG
Messenger RNA from Mycena citricolor, 1107 nucleotides. Lineage: Eukaryota; Fungi; Basidiomycota; Agaricomycetes; Agaricales; Mycenaceae. The record is from the annotation of a GenBank genome assembly.